Mycotypha africana is the source of this 750-nucleotide messenger RNA. RefSeq lists its product as uncharacterized. Bases 124 to 693 code for a protein of 189 amino acids. The transcript is spliced from 3 exons. The record is from RefSeq and is a predicted model, not a curated record. NCBI's taxonomy places the organism in Eukaryota, Fungi, Mucoromycota, Mucoromycetes, Mucorales, Mycotyphaceae.
UUGUAGCUGUUUUAGCAAGUAUCCGUGUGGUUAUAUAAAAUCAAUAAUCAACUCCAUCGUCGAAAGCUUUUUCCUUCCUCGUGUUCUGAGAAGAGCACUAUAUGAAAAGAUUAACUCUUUGAAAUGGACGAGCACGAUCCAGCUGCAUUUUGGCUAUUAGAUGAAGCUAUUGAUGAUGACAGACGUAGCGUUGACGAAAAUUUGACAUACUGUGAAUACGUCGACGGUGCAAAGCUUUUUGAAGAAUUGAAAACAAAUCGGAUUCUUGAUGUAUUGCAUCGAGCACGAACAGUCGUUGUAGAAGAAUCAAGGAAAAAAAGACAGCACUUCCAACAACAGGACAAUGCAUUGGACACAAAACGUAGAAAAUCAUAUCCUUCCCCAGCAUUAGAAUCGCAACACGUGCAAAAUCACUCAAAUCAUAACCCCUCGACUUCCACAACGAACAAGAAUGCAAAUCAUACGAGCAAUAGCAGUAGUAACAGUAGUAGACAAGACACUGGUACCAUUACAGAGCAUGGCAUAAAUCAUCUGCAGAAUAGAGCCCAACAUACUACCGAUACCAAUAGCAAUACAAAUAACAUAAUCACCUCAUCUCAACCACCCCUUUUACCACGACAGUCGCGUCAAGAUCCACGAACCUUCCUUCCCUACUACCAAAAGCAUUCAAAACUAAACCAUCAACAUCAGUAAAGACCAGAGUACAGUAAUUAUUUAAUCGGACGGAAUGAUAGUUUAUAGUUAUUUAUA